Pollicipes pollicipes is the source of this 2814-nucleotide messenger RNA. Its product is annotated as protein kinase C and casein kinase substrate in neurons protein 2. Gene Ontology annotation, cellular component: cytoplasm; endosome; plasma membrane. Gene Ontology annotation, biological process: plasma membrane tubulation; cytoskeleton organization; regulation of endocytosis. NCBI's taxonomy places the organism in Eukaryota, Metazoa, Arthropoda, Thecostraca, Pollicipedomorpha, Pollicipedidae. The record is from RefSeq and is a predicted model, not a curated record. The transcript is spliced from 12 exons. Gene Ontology annotation, molecular function: phospholipid binding; protein binding. Bases 96 to 1508 code for a protein of 470 amino acids.
UGGAUACUGGAAGUGACGUGACACUGGUACGUGGUAUUACAGUCGCCAUCGCCCUUCGUCGUGCCAUCAGUCCUGUCGCAACGGCUUCAACAACCAUGUCGCUGCACAGCGAUGACAACGCCCUGGUGCCGGGCUCCGACUCGUUCUGGGAGCCGGGCAACUACAAACGCACCACCAAGCGCACUGAGGACGGCUACAAACUGUGCGACGACAUGAUGAAGCUGGUGCUGGAACGGGGCGAGAUCGAGAAGGCCUACGCCAAGAGCCUGCGCGCCUGGAGCAAAAAGUGGAAUGAACUCAUCGAAAAAGGUCCUGAGUAUGGUACGGCUGAAGCCGCUUGGAAGGCAGCACUGGUCGAGGCAGAUCGUAGAUGUGACUUGCACCUCAAGGUCAGGGACAACCUGAUGAAUGAGGUCCAUGUCAAGGUCAAGCAGUGGCAGAAGGAAAACUUCCACAAGCUGCGUCCAUCCUUGAUGUUGGUUCCCUCUAUGAUGCACUUUAAGGAGAAGAAGGAUCUCGACGAUGCUUUCCGGAAAGCCCAGAAGCCGUGGGCCAAACUACUGGACAAGGUGAACAAGGCGAAGGCGGACUACCACUCGGCCUGCAAGGCGGAGCGGACGGCACAGAACCAGGAGCGCAACGCCUCCUCCGACGCCAGCCUGUCGGCCGACGCGGUGAAAAAGCAGGCGGACCGGCUGCAGAAGGCCAAGGAGGAGGUGGCCAAGACCAAGGACCGCUACGAGAUAGCGCUGCGUGACAUCUCCGAGCAGAACAGCAAGUACAUCGAGGACAUGACGUACGUCUUCAACAAGUGUCAGGACCGCGAGGCGGAGCGGCUCGUCUUCUUCAAGGACACCAUGUUCAGCGUGCACAAGUGUCUCGACAUCGCCAACGACGCCACCCUGCCGCAGAUCUACCGCGAGUUCGAGCACACCGUCGCCAACGCCGACAAGGAGAAGGACCUGCGCUGGUGGAGCAACAACCACGGCGUCAACAUGCCGAUGAACUGGCCGGCUUUCGAGGAGUACGCGGAGGAAUUCCGCGAUAUCAGCGGCCGCAGCAGGAAGCCCCAGACGGGCGACGGCAGCAUCACGCUCAUCAACCAGCGGCCCGUCAGCGACGACCUACCUGAAUACAACGCGGCGGCCAAGGGCAACGCGAAGAAGCGUGCGGCGGCGCAGCCCGGAGGCGCAGCUUCCGCGGACGGUCGCCAGGCGGCGGAUGACGUCACGUCCCGCCGGACCUCGCAGCACAGUAACGGCCACGGGUACGAGGACGGCGGUCCGGAGGAGUGGGACGAGUACGCCACCGAGCUGGUGGACCAUGGCGAGCCGGGCGUGCCCGUGCGCGCCAUCUACGACUACGACGGCGUCGAGGCCGACGAGCUGAGCUUCAAGGCCGGCGACACGCUGGACAAGCUGGAAGACGAGGACGAGCAGGGCUGGUGCAAGGGACGCAAGGACGGCCGCGUCGGCCUCUACCCGGCUAACUACGUGCAGCCCGUCUAGGGGCUACGCGCUGUCGGGCCGCCGGCCGUCUGGAGCCGUCCCUGGCGUCCGUCAGCUGGACGCCGGCCGAACCAGGCGGCGGAGGUGGGAGCGCUGGGGCGCUACCGCGCUCUUCGGUGAUCUGCUGCCGACCGGUGCGCGCGCGGCGCGGCCGGCGGCAGGAGCGGGCGGAACGUGGCCCAGACUCGCGGCGGCCCCCUUGAUGUCGGUCUUCCUGACGGUGACUGCGGCGCUGGCAGGCCAGGACGGCUGGACAACCCCAUGCGGGCGGGUGCGAGGCUGGGUGCGGGCCUCGCACUGGACGGGCUCGGAGCGGGAGUCGCUGUCGACUGACGCCACGCCUCUCUGGACAGCCGACCGCACCUGGCCGGCGCGGCCAACUGCUCAUCUAUGCAAAUGUACAGCGAAGCCGCCAGGCGCCUCGCAGGACAGUGUCGUUACGUGCAAGCUGCGUGAACCGUGUUUACUAGGUCGUAUCCAAAGCGUGGACUGGCGCCGGAGCGCCUCGCUGGCGCCGCGUCACGCCGGGGCGACCUGGCGUGACGUCUGGGCGGAUCCGGCACUGGCGCCGGGCCAGGUAGCUUAUCGUGUCGUGGCUGCAGAGGGAUCCGGCUCCCUGUUAUCGCAAGUAACUGCGCAAACGCUGCGGUUUGAGGCGCGGAGGCACAGCUUGUUUGUAUGGACGGGAAAUGGUUGAGGACGCUCGUGCCGCGCGUUUGCUUCGACUUCCAGCGGAAUGAUGUGAUUGGAACAGACGCGUCAAACUAACGUUACGGAAUGAGGUGACGCCUGAACGUGCAUUUCAGUUGCCCGGAUGGCAUCUUGCCUAACCAGUGUCAUAUCUGUGAUCUGCCCUGUUCGCUCACUUGUAAUUGGCUUUGGACGUGCGCCCGUACGCCGUUGCCCAGUCAUCCCGUUGUUGUGGAUGCGGGCUGGGCGUCAGCCGUCGCAGACUGGUUUCGUUGCGGGCCGGCCCGUGUGUCCCGCUCGUGCGUUGCGUGUCCUUUUCAGUGUCCACACGCGGCCGAGCUCGACGCGCGCGGGUGAUACUCUGCUUCAUCACCGGAGCUGUGCGGGGUGGAGGCCAGAAUGCUCGUGGCCACUCAGUGUCAAAUGAUUGGUGCGAAGUGGACUCCGGACUGGAAAACCGGGAGGGCUUUGCCGCCCGAGAUGUGUGGGCUUUUGAUGGAGACACACAGCUUACUUGCCGGCUCUAUCCAAUCUGUGCGUUUUCUGCUGGUUAUUCGUCGUGACCACGGGUGAGUGAGGCGGUGAAAGAGCAUAAUACAAUGCGCAUAGAUCUGCA